GGGCUUGUGGCGCGAGCUUCUGAAACCAGGCGGCAGAGGUGGAACUGCUGUGGCGCUGCUGCGCCUCGGGUCUCUUUUGCGGCGGUGGGUCGCCGCCAGGAGAAGCCUGAGCGGACAGAUUUGUGACCGGCGCGGUUUUUGUCAGUCUACUCCGGCCAAAAAAGAGCUGCAUCUCUGGAGCGGACUUAUUUACCAAGCGUUGGAGGAAUAUUGUAGGUAAAAAUGUCUGUUGGAUCCAAAGAGAGGCCAACAUUUUUUGAAAUUUUUAAGACAUGCUGCAACAAAGCAGAUUUAGGACCAGUAAGUCUUAAUUGGUUUGAAGAACUUUCUUCAGAAGCUGCACCCUAUAAUUCUGAACCUGCAGAAGACUCUGAACAUAAAAACAACAAUUAUGAACCAAACCUAUUUAAAACUCCACAAAGGAAACCCUCUUAUAAUCAGCUGGCUUCAACUCCAAUAAUAUUCAAAGAGCAAGGGCUGACUCUGCCACUGUACCAAUCUCCUGUAAAAGAAUUAGAUACAUUCAGAUUAGACUUAGGAAGGAGUGUUGCCAGUAGGAGACAUAAAAGUCUUCGCACAGUGAAAGCUGAAAUGCAUCAAGCAGAUGAUGUGACCUGUCCACUUCUAAAUUCCUGUCUUAGUGAAAGUCCUGUUGUUCUACAGUGUACGCAUGUAACACCACAAAGAGAUAAGUCAGUGGUAUGUGGGAGUUUGUUUCAUACACCAAAGUCUGUGAAGGGUCGUCAGACUCCAAAACAUAUUUCUGAAAGUCUGGGAGCUGAGGUGGAUCCUGAUAUGUCUUGGUCAAGUUCUUUAGCUACACCACCCACCCUUAGUUCUACUGUGCUCAUAGUCAGAAAUGAGGAAGCAUCUGAAACUCUAAUUCCUCAUGAUACUACUGCUAAUGUGAAAAGCUAUUUUUCUAACCCUGAUAAAAGUCUGAAGAAAAAUGAUAGAUGUAUCCCUUCUAUGACAGACAGUGAAAACACAAAUCAAAGAGAAGCUACAAGUCAUGGAUUUGGAAAAACGUUAGGGAAUUCAUUUAAAGUAAAUAGCUGCAAAGACCACAUUGGAAAGUCAAUGCCAAAUGUCCUAGAAGAUGAAGUAUAUGAAACAGUUGUAGAUACCUCUGAAGAAGAUAGUUUUUCAUUAUGUUUUUCUAAAUGUAGAACAGGAAAUCUACAAAAAGUAAGAACUAGCAAGACUAGGAAAAAAAUUUUCCAUGAAGCAAACGCUGAUGAAUGUGAAAAAUCUAAAAACCAAGUAAAAGAAAAAUACUCAUUUGUACCUGAAAUGGAAUCAAGUGAUACUGAUCCAUUAGAUUCAAAUGUAGCAAAUCAGAAGCCCUUUGAGAGUGGAAGUGACAAAAUCUCCAAGGAUGUUGUACCAUCUUUGGCCUAUGAAUGGUCUCAACUAACCCUUUCAGGUCUAAAUGGAACCCAGAUGGAGAAAAUACCCGUAUUGCAUAUUUCUUCUUGUGACCAGAAUAAUUCAGAAAAACACCUAUUAAACACAGAGAAUGAAAGAAAGAAAGAUUUUCUUACUUCAGAGAAUUCUUUGCCACCUAUUUCUAGCCUACCAAAAUCAGAGAAGCCAUUAAAUGAGGAAACAGUGGUAAAUAAGAGAGAUGAAGAGCAGCAUCUUGAAUCUCAUAGCGACUACAUUCUUGCAGUAAAGCAGGCAAUAUCUGAAACUUCUCCAAUGGCUUCUUCAUUUCAGGGUAUCAAAAAGUCUAUAUUCAGAAUAAGAGAAUCACCUAAAGAGACUUUCAGUGCAAGUUUUUCAGGUCAUAUGACUGAUCCAAACUUUAGAAAAGAAACUGAAGCCUCUGAAAGUGGACUGGAAAUACAUACUGUUUGCUCACGGAAGGAUGACUCCUUAUGUCCAAAUUCAAUUGAUAAUGGAAGCUGGCCAGCUGCCACCACACAGACUUCUGUAGCUUUGAAGAAUGCAGGUUUAAUAUCUACUUUGAAAAAGAAAACAAAUAAGUUUAUUUAUGCUAUACAUGAUGAAACAUCUUAUCAAGAAAAAAAAAUACCAAAAGACCAAAAAUCAGAACUAAUGAACUGUUCAGCCCAAUUUGAAGCAAAUGCUUUUGAAGCACCACUUACAUUUGCAAAUGCUAAUUCAGGUUUAUUUCAUUCUUCUGUCAAAAGAAGCUGUUCACAGAAUUAUUUUGAAGAACCAACUUUGUCCUUAACCAGCUCUUUUGGGACAAUUCUGAGAAAAUGUUCUAGAAAUGAAACAUGUUCUUCUAAUAAUACAAUAAUCUCUCAGGAUCUUGAUUAUAAAGAAGCAAAAUGUAAUAAGGAAAAACUACAGUUAUUUAGUAUCCCAGAGGCUGAUUCUCUGUCGUGUCUGCAGGAAGGACAGUAUGAAAAUGAUCCAAAAAGCAGAAAAGUUUCAGAUAUAAAAGAAGAGGUCUUGGCUGCAGCACAUCACCCAGUACAACAUUCAAAAGCAGAAUAUAGUGAUACUGACUUUCAAUCCCAGAAAAGUCCUUUAUAUGACCAUGAAAAUGCCAGCACUCUUAUUUUAACUUCUACUUCCAAGAAUGUUCUGUCAAACCUAGUCAUGAUUUCUAGAGGCAAAGAAUCAUACAAAAUGUCAGAUGAGCUCAAAGGUAACAAUUAUGAAUCUGAUUUUGAACUAACCAAAAAUAUUCCCAUGGAAAAGAAUCAAGAUGUAUGUGCUUUAAGUGAAAAUUCUAAAAAUGUUGAGCUAUUGCCACCUGAAAAAUACAUAAGAGUAGCAUCACCUUCAAGAAAGGUACAAUUCAACCAAAACACAAAUCUAAGAGUAAUCCAAAAAGAUCAAGAAGAAACUACUUUAAUUCCAAAAAUAACUGUCAAUCCAGCCUCUGAAGAACUUUUCUCAGGCAAUGAGAAUAAUUUUGUCUUCCAAGUAGCUAAUGAAAGGAAUAAUUUUGCUUUAGGAAAUACUAAGGAACUUCUUGAAACAGACUUGACUUGUGUAAACGAACCCGUUUUCAAGAACUCUGCCAUGGUUUUAUAUGCAGACAUAGGUGAUAAACAAGCAACCCAAGUGUCGAUUAUGAAAGAUUUGGACUCAUCAAAUAUAGUUUAUGAUCUUGCAGAGGAGAACAAAAAUAGUGUAAAGCAGCAUCUAAAAAUGACUCUAGGUCAAGAUUUACAACCGGACAUCUCCUUGAAUAUCGAUAAAAUACCAGACAAAAAUAAUGAUUGCAUGGACAAAUGGGCAGGACCCUUAGAUCCAAUUUCAAAUCACAAUUUUGGAGGUAGCUUCAGAACAGCUUCAAAUAAGGAAAUCAAGCUCUCUGAACAUAACAUUAAGAAGAGCAAAAUGUUCUUCAAAGAUAUUGAAGAACAGUAUCCUACUAGUUUAGCUUGUGUUGAAAUUGUAAAUACCUUGGCGUUAGAUAAUCAAAAGAAACUGAGCAAGCCUCAGUCAAUUAAUACUGUAUCUGCACAUUUACAGAGUAGUGUAGUUGUUUCUGAUUGUAAAAAUAGUCAUAUAACCCCUCAGAUGUCAUUUUCAAAGCAGGAUUUUAAUUCAAACCAUAACUUAACACCUAGCCAAAAGGCAGAAAUUACAGAACUUUCCACUAUAUUAGAAGAAUCAGGAAGUCAGUUUGAAUUUACUCAGUUUAGAAAACCAAGCUACAUAUUGCAGAAGAAUACAUUUGAAGUGCCUGAAAACCAGGUGACUAUCUUAAAUACUACUUCUGAGGAAAACAGAGAUGCUGGUCUUGUCAUAAUGAAUGCCCCAUCGAUUGGUCAGGUAGACAGCAGCAAGCAAUUUGAAGGUACAGUUGGAAUUAAACAAAAGUUUGCUGGCUUGUUGAAAAAUGACUGUAACAAAAGUGCUUCUGGUUAUUUAACAGAUGAAAAUGAAGUGGAGUUUAGGGGCUUUUACUCUGCUCAUGGCGUAAAACUGAAUGUUUCUACUGAAGCUCUGCAAAAAGCUGUGAAACUGUUUAGUGAUAUUGAGAAUAUUAGUGAGGAAACUUCUGCAGAAGUAGAUCCAAUAAGUUUAUCUUCAAGUAAAUGUCAUGAUUCUGUUGUUUCAAUGUUUAAGAUAGAAAAUCAUAAUGAUAAAAUUGUAAGUGAAAAAAGUAAAUGCCAACUGAUGUUACAAAAUAAUAUUGAAAUGACUACUGGGACUUUUGUUGAAGAAAUUACUGAAAAUUACAAGAUAAAUACUGAAAAUGAAGAUAAAUAUACUGCUGCCAGUAGAAAUUCUCGUAACUUAGAAUUUGUUGGCAGUGAUUCAAGUAAAAAUGAUACUGUUUAUAUUCAUAAAGAUGAAAAGGACUUGCCAUUUACUGAUCAGCACAACAUAUAUCUUAAAUUAUCUGGCCAGUUUAUGAAGGAGGGAAACACUCAGAUUAAAGAAGGUUUGUCAGAUUUAACUUUUUUGGAAGUUGUGAAAGCUCAAGAAACAUGUCUUGGUAAUACUUCAAAUAAAGAACAGUUAACUGCUACUAAAACAGAGCAAAAUAUAAAAGAUUUUGAGACUUUUGAUGUAUCUUUUCAGACUGCGAGUGGGAAAAAUAUUAGUGUCACCAAAGAGUCAUUUAAUAAAAUUGUAAAUUUCUUUGAUCCGAAACCAGAAGAAUUGCAUAACUUUUCCUUAAAUUCUAAAUUACAUUCUGAUAUAAGAAAGAACAAAAUGGACAUUCUAAGUCAUGAGGAAACAGACACAGUUAAAAACAAAAUACUGAAAGAAAGUGUCCCAGUUGGUACUGGAAAUCAACUAGUGACCUUCCAGGAACGACCCCAAGGUGAUGAAAAGAUCAAAGAACCUAAUCUGUUGGGUUUUCAUACAGCUAGUGGGAAAAAAGUUAAAAUUACAAAGGAAUCUUUGGACAGAGUGAAAAAUCUUUUUGAUGAAAAAGAGCAAGGUACUAGUGAAAUCACCAGUUUUAGCCAUCAAUGGGCAAAGACCCUAAAGUACAAAGAGGCUUGUAAAGACCUUGAAUUAGCAUGUGAAGCAGUUGAGAUCACAACUGCCCCAAAGUGUAAAGAAAUGCAGAAUUAUCUCAAUAAUGAUAAAAACCUUGUUUCUAUUGAGACUGUGGUGCCACCUAAGCUGUUAAGUGAUAAUUUGUGUAGACAAACUGAAAAUCUCAAAACAUCAAAAAGUAUCUUUUUGAAAGUUAAAGAACAUGAAAAUGUCAAAAAAGAAACAGCAAGAAGUCCUGCAACUUGCUACACAAAUCAGUCCCCUUAUUCAGUCAUUGAAAAUUCAGCCUUGGCUUUUUACACGAGUUGUAGUAGAAAACCUUCUGUGAGUCAAACUUCUUUACUUGAAGCAAAACAAUGGCUUAAAGAAGGAAUAUUUGAUGAUCAACCAGAAAGAAUAAAUACUGCAGAUUAUGUAGGAAAUUCUUUGUAUGAAAAUAAUUCAAACAAUACUAUAGCUGAAAGUGACAAAAAUCAUCCCUCCGAAAAACAAGAUACUUCUUUAAAUAACAGUAGCAUGCCUAAUAGCUAUUCCUACCUUUCCGAUGAGGUAUAUAAUGAUUCAGGAUAUCUCUCAAAAAAUAAACUUGAUUCUGGUAUUGAGCCAGUAUUGAAGAAUGUUGAAGACCAAAAAAACACUAGUUUUUCCAAAGUAAUAUCCAGUGUAAAAGAUGCAAAUACAUACCCUCAAACUGUAAAUGAAAGUAUUUGUGUUGAGGAACUUGUGGCUAGCUCUUCACCCUGCAAAAAUAAAGAUGCAUCCAUUAAAUUGUCCAUAUCUAAUUGUAAUAAUUUUGAGGUAGGGCCACCUGCAUUUAGUACAGCCAGUGGUAAAAUCAUUUGUGUUUCACAUGAAACAAUUAAAAAAGUGAAAGAGAUAUUUACAGACAGUUUUGGUAAAGUAAUUAAGGAAAACGAGAAUAAAUCAAAUAUUUGCCAAACAAAAAUUGUGGCACGUUGUUACGAGGCAUUGGAUGAUUCAGAGGAUAUUUUUCAUAACUUUCUAGAUAGUGAUGAAUGUAGCAUGCAUUCACAUAAGGUUUUUGCUGACAUUCAAAGUGAAGAAAUUUUACAACAUAACCAAAAUAUGUCUGGAUUGGAGCAAGUUUCUAAAAUGUCACCUUGUGAUGUUAGUUUGGAAACUUCAGAUAUACGUAAAUGUAUAGAGAAGCUUCCUAAGUCAGUUCCGUCUACAAAUACUUGUGGGAUUUUUAGCACAGCAAGUGGAAAAUCUGUCCAGGUAUCAGAUGCUUCAUUACAAAAGGUAAGACAAGUGUUUUCUGAAAUAGAAGAUAGUACCAAGCAAGUCUUUUCCAAAGUAUUGUUUAAAAGUAAUGAACAUUCAGACCAGCUCACAAGAGAAGAAAAUACUACUAUACAUACUCCAAAACAUUUAAUAUCAUCCCAAAAAGACUUUUCAUAUAAUGUGGUAAAUUCAUCUGCUUUCUCUGGAUUUAGUACAGCAAGUGGAAAGCAAGUUUCCAUUUCAGAAAGUUCCUUACACAAAGUUAAGGGAAUGUUAGAAGAAUUUGAUAUAAUCAGAACUGAGCAUAGUCUUCACUAUUCACCUACAUCUAGGCAAAAUGUAUCAAAAAUACUUCCUUGUGUUGAUAAGAGAACCCCAGAGCACUGUGUAAACUCAGAAAUGGAAAAAGCCUACAGUAAAGAAUUUAAUUUAUCAAAUAACUUUAAUGUUGAACGUGGUUCUUCAGAAAAUAAUCACUCUAUUAAAGUUUCUCCCUCUCUCUCUCAAUUUAAACAAGACAAACAACAGUUGGUAUUAGGAACCAAAGUCUCACUUGUUGAGAACAUUCAUGUUUUGGGAAAAGAACAGGCUUCACCUGAAAACGUAAAAAUGGAAAUUGGUAAAACUGAAGCUUUUUCUGAUGUUCCUGUGAAAACAAAUAUAGAAGUUUGUUCUACUUACUCCAAAGAUUCAGAAAACUACUUUGAAACAGAAGCAGUAGAAAUUGCUAAAGCUUUUAUGGAAGAUGAUGAGCUGACAGAUUCUGAACUGCCAAAUCAUGCCACACACUCUCUUUUUACAUGUCCCCAAAAUGAGGAAAUGGUUUUGUCAAAUUCAAGAAUUGGAAAAAGAAGGGGAGAGGCCCUUAUCUCAGCAGGAGAACCCCCAAUCAAAAGAAACUUGUUAAAUGAAUUUGACAGGAUAAUAGAAAAUCAAGAAAAAUCCUUAAAGCCUUCAAAAAGCACUCCAGAUGGCACAAUAAAAGAUCGAAGAUUGUUUAUGCAUCAUGUUUCUUUAGAGCCGAUUACCUGUGUACCCUUUUGCACAACUAAGGAACGUCAAGAGAUACAGAAUCCAAAUUUUACUGCACCUGGUCAAGAAUUUCUGUCUAAAUCUCAUUUGUAUGAACAUCUGACUUUGGAAAAAUCUUCAAGCAAUUUAGCAGUUUCAGGACAUCCAUUUUAUCAAGUUUCUGCUACAAGAAAUGAAAAAGUGAGACACUUGAUUACUACAGGCAAACCAACCAAAGUCUUUAUUCCACCUUUUAAAACUAAAUCACAUUUUCACAGAGAUGAACAGUGUGUUAGGAAUAUUAACUUGGAGGAAAACAAACAAAAACAAAACAUUGAUGGACAUGGCUCUGGUGAUAGUAAAAAUAAGAUUAAUGACAAUGAGAUUCAUCAGUUUAACAAAAACAACUCCAAUCAAGCAGCAACUGUAAUUUUCACAAAUUGUGAAGAAGAACCUUUAGAUUUAAUUACAAGUCUUCAGAAUGCCAGAGAUAUACAGGAUAUGCGAAUUAAGAAGAAACAAAGGCAACGCAUCUUUCCACAACCAGGCAGUCUGUGUCUUGCAAAAACAUCCACUCUGCCUCGAAUCUCUCUGAAAGCAGCAGUAGGAGGCCAAGUUCCCUCUGCCUGUUCUCAUAAACAGCUGUAUAUGUAUGGCGUUUCUAAACAUUGCAUAAAAAUUAACAGCAAAAAUGCAGAGUCUUUUCAGUUUUACACUCAAGAUUAUCUUGGUAAGGAAAGUUUAUGGGCUGGAAAAGGAAUACAGUUGGCUGAUGGUGGAUGGCUCAUACCCUCCAAUGAUGGAAAGGCUGGAAAAGAAGAAUUUUAUAGGGCUCUGUGUGACACUCCAGGUGUGGAUCCAAAACUUAUUUCUAGAAUUUGGGUUUAUAAUCACUAUAGAUGGAUCAUAUGGAAACUGGCAGCUAUGGAAUGUGCCUUUCCUAAGGAAUUUGCUAAUAGAUGCCUAAGCCCGGAAAGGGUGCUUCUUCAACUAAAAUACAGAUAUGAUAUGGAAAUUGAUAGAAGCAGAAGAUCGGCUAUAAAAAAGAUAAUGGAAAGGGAUGACACAGCUGCAAAAACACUUGUUCUCUGUGUUUCUGACGUAAUUUCAUUGAGCGCAAAUAUAUCUGAAACUUCUAGCAGUAAAACUAGUAGUGCAGAUACCCAAAAAGUGGCCAUUAUUGAACUUACAGAUGGGUGGUAUGCUGUUAAAGCCCAGUUAGAUCCUCCCCUCUUAGCUGUCUUAAAGAAUGGCAGACUGACAGUUGGUCAGAAGAUUAUUCUUCAUGGAGCAGAACUGGUGGGCUCUCCUGAUGCCUGUACACCUCUUGAAGCCCCAGAAUCUCUUAUGUUAAAGAUUUCUGCUAACAGUACUCGGCCUGCUCGCUGGUAUACCAAACUUGGAUUCUUUCCUGACCCUAGACCUUUUCCUCUGCCCUUAUCAUCACUUUUCAGUGAUGGAGGAAAUGUUGGUUGUGUUGAUGUAAUUAUUCAAAGAGCAUACCCUAUACAGUGGAUGGAGAAGACAUCAUCUGGAUUAUACAUAUUUCGCAAUGAAAGAGAGGAAGAAAAGGAAGCAGCAAAAUAUGUGGAGGCCCAACAAAAGAGACUGGAAGCCUUAUUCACUAAAAUUCAAGAGGAAUUUGAAGAACAUGAAGUUACUUCCUCCAUUGAAGUCUUGAACCUACUCCAAAGUCAUCCACGAGGGUUGGAAUCAACUUCUGAAAACACAACAAAACCAUAUUUACCAUCACAUGCACUAACAAGACAGCAAGUUCGUGCUCUGCAAGAUGGUGCAGAGCUUUACGAAGCAGUGAAGAAUGCAGCAGACCCAGCUUACCUUGAGGGUUCUUUCAGUGAAGAGCAGUUAAAAGCCUUGAAUAAUCACAGGCAAAUGUUGAAUGAUAAGAAACAAGCUCAGAUCCAGUUGGAAAUCAGGAAGGCCAUGGAAUCUGCUGAACAAAAGGAACAAGGUUUAUCAAGAGAUGUCACAACCAUGUGGAAGUUGCGUAUUGUAAGCUAUUCAAAAAAAGAAAAAGAUUCAGUUAUUUUGAGUAUUUGGCGUCCAUCAUCAGAUUUAUAUUCUCUGUUAACAGAAGGAAAGAGAUAUAGAAUUUAUCAUCUUGCAACUUCAAAAUCUAAAAGUAAAUCUGGAAGAGCUAACAUCCAGUUAGCAGCGACAAAAAAAACUCAGUAUCAACAACUACCGGUUUCAGAUGAAAUUUUAUUUCAGGUUUACCAGCCACGGGAGCCCCUUCACUUCAGCAAAUUUUUAGAUCCAAACUUUCAGCCCUCUUGUUCUGAGGUGGACCUAAUAGGAUUUGUAGUUUCUGUUGUGAAAAAAACAGGAGUUGCUCCUUUCAUCUAUUUGUCAGAUGAAUGUUACAAUUUACUGGCAAUAAAGUUUUGGAUAGAUCUUAAUGAAGAUAUUAUUAAGCCUCAUAUGUUAAUUGCUGCAAGCAACCUCCAGUGGCGACCAGAAUCCAAAUCAAGACUUCCUACUUUAUUUGCUGGAGAUUUUUCUGUGUUUUCUGCUAGUCCAAAAGAGGGCCACUUUCAAGAGACAUUCAACAAAAUGAAAAAUACUGUUGAGAAUAUUGAUAUACUUUGCAAUGAAGCAGAAAACAAGCUUAUGCAUAUACUGCAUGCAAAUGAUCCCAAGUGGUCCACCCCAAUUAAAGACUGUACUUCAGAGUCGUACACUGCUCAAAUCAUUCCUGGUACAGGAAAUAAGCUUCUGAUAUCUUCUCCUAAUUGUGAGCUAUAUUAUCAAAGUCCUUUAUCACUUUGUAUGGCCAAAAGGAAGUCUGUUUCCACACCUGUAUCAGCCCAGAUAACUUCAAAGUCUUGUAAAGGGGAGAAAGAGAUUGAUGACCAAAAAAACUGCAAAAGGAGAAGAGCCUUGGAUUUCUUGAGUAGACUGCCUUUACCUCCACCUGUUAGUCCCAUUUGUACAUUUGUUUCUCCAGCUGCACAGAAGGCAUUUCAGCCACCAAGGAGUUGUGGCACCAAAUACGAAACACCCAUAAAGAAAAAAGAACUGAAUUCUCCUCAGAUGACUCCAUUUAAAAAAUUCAAUGAAGUUUCUCUUUUGGAAAGUAAUUCAAUAGCUGAUGAAGAACUUGCAUUGAUAAAUACCCAAGCUCUUUUGUCUGGUUCAACAGGAGAAAAACAAUUUAUAUCUGUCAGUGAAUCCACUAGGACUGCUCCCACCAGUUCAAAAGAUUGUCUCAGACUGAAAAGACGUUGUACUACAUCUCUGACCAAAGAACAGGAGAGUUCCCAGGCCGGUAAAGAAGAAUGUGAGAAUAAUAAGCAGGACACAAUUACAACUAAAAAAUAUAAGCAUUUGCAAAGGUGACAAUAAAUUAUUGACGCUUAACCUUUCCAGUUUGUAAGACUGGAUCUAAUUUCAAACCACACAUUAGUACGUACGUUGCACAAUGAGAAAAGAAAUUAGUUUCAAAUUUACCUAAGUGUUUGUGUAUCAGAUGUUCUUGGCCCGACUCUGUAUUGGUAUACUUUUGCUUCAGUUGCAUAUCUUAAAACUAAAUGUAAUUUAUUAACUAAUCAAGAAAAACAUCUUUGGCCGAGCUCAGUGGCUCAUGCCUGUAAUCCCAACACUUUGAGAAGCUGAGGUGGGAGGAGUGCUUGAGACCAGGAGUUCAAGACCAGCCUGGGCAACAUAGGGAGACCCCCAUCUUUACAAAGAAAAAAAAGAGUGGGGGAAAAAAAUCUGUAAUUCUUUGGAUUUUCACUACAAGUAUUAUUUUACAAGUGAAAUAAACAUACCAUUUUCUUUUAGAGUCUGUCAUUAAAUGAAAUGAGGUCUCUUAGUACAGUUAUUUUUAUGCAAAUAAUUCCUUUAGCUACUAUUUUAGGGAAUUUUUUUUUAAAGGUAACUCACUAUGAAAUAGUUUUCCUUAACGCACGUGAUGAAAUAGUUUUCCUUAAUGCACGUGUUGGUUCUGCUAUAGUUCCAUCCUGUUCAAAAGGCAGGAUGAAUAUGAUAGAGUGGUGUUUCCUUUUAAGCAAUUCCUCAUCCUUAAGUCAGCAUGAUUAUAAGAAAAAUAGAACCCUCAAUGUAACUCUGAUUCCUUUUUACUAUUCCAGUGUGAUCUCUGAAAUUAAAACUAAAAAUUCAAAUACUUUAAAUCAGAAGAUUUCAUAGUUUUUUUUUUUUUUUUUUCAACAAAAUGGUCAUCUAAACUCAAACCUGAGAAAGUAUCUUGCUUUCAAAUUGGCACUGAUUCUGCCUGCUUUAUUUUUAGCACUAUCACAGGACCCAGAGCCUAUGCCUUUUUAAACUUUACCACAAAAGCAGAUUAGUUCAAUUUAAGGUGAUACUCUCAUUUGUUAUUUCUUUUUUUUUUUGGAGAUGGAGUCUCACUUUGUCACCCGUGCUAGAGUGCAGUGGCAUGAUCUUGGCUCACUGCAGCCUCCACCUCCCGGGUUCAAGUAAUUCUCCCACCUCAAGCCUC
Rhinopithecus roxellana (golden snub-nosed monkey) is the source of this 11683-nucleotide messenger RNA. RefSeq names its product BRCA2 DNA repair associated (gene BRCA2). Bases 223 to 10563 code for a protein of 3446 amino acids. The transcript is spliced from 28 exons. Lineage: Eukaryota; Metazoa; Chordata; Mammalia; Primates; Cercopithecidae. Gene Ontology annotation, cellular component: nucleus. The record is from RefSeq and is a predicted model, not a curated record. Gene Ontology annotation, biological process: regulation of DNA-templated transcription; double-strand break repair via homologous recombination.